AUGUUAGCAUGUGUGAGCAUUUUAGCUGUGGACUUUAAGAUUUUCCCCCGCCGUUUUGCUAAGACGGAAACUUUUGGAUACUCUCCAAUGGAUGCUGGAGUUGGGUUGUUUUGCAUAUCUAAUUCGGUCAUUGUGCCAAGUGCAAUAUUGCAUAAAAGAAUUGAAACCAAUUCAUGUUUUAAAGAUGCCCUUAUCAAAACUUUGAAAAGUUGCAUUCCUUUAGUUCUCCUUGGUGGUGCUAGAUUUUUCACCACUACACAAGUAGAUUAUCAGUUACAUAUUUCAGAAUAUGGUGUUCAUUGGAACUUUUUUUUAACUCUAGCUGCAUGUAAAUUAAUUUCAUUCUUUAUAUCAAGAGACUUUGGUACAAAGUGCUCAUUAGUUACAUCUCUAAUUGUAAUCACUGUUCAUGAGAUAAUAUUAUAUAAAGGAUUACAAAAGUGGGUUCUCAGUGACAUUUCUAGAGACAGUUUUUUGACAGCCAAUCGAGAAGGCAUAGCAUCUUCAUUGGGAUAUGUUGCUUUGUUUAUGGCAGGCAUGGGUAUUGGAAAUUUGAUGUACUGUGAGUCAAAUACUAUUGGAGAUUUAAUUGUAUUAGUAAAGAAAUUCACUUUAUUUUCGGUCUUUCUGUGGACUACUUCAUUUGCUUGUCAAGACUGUUUGAUUGUUUCUCGUAGGUUAGCUAAUUUUGGUUAUUAUAUGUGGAUUCUCACAUUCAGUGUAACCACAUUAACAGUGUUCAUGAUAAUAGACUUAUUUCUUCAAACUCUAAAGUUGUCAUCUGUGACAAAGACUGAAAAGAGAGUUACAAAGGACUCCGAAGGUCAUGUACCUAUUCUUUUCAAUGCCAUUAACUACAAUGGACUUGCAUUCUUCUUAAUUGCAAAUGUUUUCACAGGAUUGAUCAAUUUGUCAAUUCAAACUCUUUGGGUAAAUGACAUGUGUAGUGUUAUCAUAAUAUUUUUGUAUGCUUUUGUUAUCAGUGCAAUUACUUUUCUGUUGUAUUGUAAGAAUAUUCAGUUAAAGGCAUGGUGA
Messenger RNA from Gryllus bimaculatus (two-spotted cricket), 1035 nucleotides. The record is from the annotation of a GenBank genome assembly. Lineage: Eukaryota; Metazoa; Arthropoda; Insecta; Orthoptera; Gryllidae.